AUGAAUCAUAAUGGCAAUCCUAUAUUUUGUAUGGACUCUCAUCCUAAAGAACCUUUAGUAGCAACUGGUGGUGGUGAUGGUAAAAUUAAAAUUUGGAAUGUUAGAAGUUUAUAUGAAGAUAAUGUAGAAGAUAUUCCUAAAUUACAAGCAGUUAUUACAUUAGCACAUAAUGUUAAUUGUUUAAGAUGGUCAAAAGAUGGAAAAUUAUUAGCAUGUGGUUGUGAUGAUUCAUCUGUUACGAUUUAUAAAUUAUCUAAAGUAAUGGAUGAAGGUGCAUUUGUCAAUGAAACAUUAAUAUUUAGAGAAUACGAAUUAGUAUUUAUAUUACGUGGACAUAAUGAUUCUGUUACAGACCUUUCAUUUUCAUAUGAUGGAAAACAACUUGCCACAGCAUCUUUGGAUUGUAAAGUUAUUUUAUGGGAUAUAAUAACUGGAAAACAAAUUGGAGUAUUGGACCAUUCAUUACCUGUUUAUGGAGUUGCUUUUGAUCCAUUAAAUAUUCUUCUUUUUUCACAAUGUUCUAAUGCAGCAAUUAUAUGGAAUGUUGCUAAACAACAAGCAGAAAAGAAGAUUACAGAACAGUUUAAACUUGCAUCACAUUCAAACUUUUUUUUAAGACCAAGUUGGUCACCAGAAGGAACACAAUUAGUAAUGGUUGGAGCUAUUUCACAAAAGAGAUAUGUUGCAUGUGUUACACAUAGAGAAAUGAAUGAUGUAAUAUCAUUUCAAGGACAUAAAAAUGAAGUUGUUUGUUGUAGGUUUUCACCAUGCUUAUAUAAAUCAGUAAAUUUUGAUGGAAAGAAACGAGCGUUUAGUUGUUUUGUUAUUGGGGGAUUAGAUAAUUCACUAAGUGUUUGGGUUGCAAGAAAACAAAACCAGGUAUGUCAUUUCUUAAAUGUGUUUAAGGGAUGUAUUCAAGAUAUUACUUGGUUACCUGGAGGAUUAAGAAUGAUGGCUUGUUCAGUUGAUGGAUUUGUUGCAUAUUUUGAAUUUAAUGAGAAUGAAAUAGGAGGAGAAGUUCAAGGAGAAGAAUAUUUAAAUAAAACUAUUGAAAAAUAUAUGUUAAAUCAACAAUCAAUUAAAGAGCCAUUAAUUCCAAGUGGAGUAAAAAAACAAACCACACAAACUACACUUAAUUUUUCAGGUGGUAAACUUACAGUUGAAAGACCUGUAAAGAAAAGAGUUCAACCAGAACUUGUAACUGAACAACCACAAAAAGUUGAAUUAGAUGAAAAAAGUCAAUUAGAAAAGAAGUUAAUAGAAAGAGAAAAAUUAGAAGAAAAAGCAAAAGAAUUAAUUGAAUCAGAACGAAGAAGUGAAACAAGAAAAUCAUUAGUAGAAGAAAGUAAAAUUGAACGAGAAAAAAUGAAAGAAAGAAUAAAAGAACGAUGGAGUGAAGAAGAAAUAAAACCAAGAAAUGAGAGAUUAAGUGAAAAAAGAAAAAGAGAUAGAAAAGAUGAAAUACCUGAAGAUAAUGAAAUUAAAAAGAAAACAUGGCAAUUAAAAGAAUUAGAAAUAUGUGACAGUAUUAAAAAAAGUAUUAUGAUAAAUAAAGUUAUGUACGACAUUAUUGCAGAAAGAAAUAAUGGAGAAAAAAUUAUUACUACUAUUACAGAAGAACGGCAUCAUGAUAAAAAAAUAAUUUGGUCAACAAUUAUUCCAUUUAAAGUAAGAAGUAUUAUUGCAACUGAAACACAUGUUUUAAUUGUUAGUGAACAUGUAUUAUAUUUAUUAAAUGUAGACACUGGCAUUAUGGAAACUAAUCCUAUUGUUAUUACAUUUAAUUUACAUAAAGCAUUUUUAGAUGAAAAAGUAAUAUUAAUUGAUGUUAUGGGAAAUAUACAAGUAUUAGAUAAAGAAUUUAAAAAAAUAUAUAAUGGAAAUAUUAAAGAAUUAUUAACAACGUUUGAUUGUACAGAAGUUACAAAAGCUAUUGUUGUAAAAGGUGUUAUACAAAUAGAAAUUAAUGGAAUGUUUUUUGCAAUAGAUGGAGAUAAAUUUGUAUUAACUUCUAUGGGAAGAAUAAAACCAAAUUCAUCAUCCAUUGAAGAAAAAACAAUUCUAGAAUUAAAUAUUAGAAGUCAACUUAAAUAUGGUUUACAAAAUUCAUUUGAUGGAUUAGUUAAUUCAUUUUUAUCUAUUUGUAAUACAUCAAAAGAUACAAUUAGAAUCAAGGCAUUACAUGAUACGUUAUUUGAAUUAACAAAAACACUUCCAAAUAACUCAUCAUUAAAAAAUAAAUUUAUUGGAUUAACUGAAAGAAUUACAGAAAUAUUUAUUACAAUGAAACCCUAA
Entamoeba histolytica HM-1:IMSS is the source of this 2295-nucleotide messenger RNA. RefSeq names its product WD domain containing protein. The transcript has a single exon. Lineage: Eukaryota; Evosea; Mastigamoebida; Endamoebidae. Gene Ontology annotation, biological process: chromatin organization; DNA-templated transcription. Bases 1 to 2295 code for a protein of 764 amino acids. Gene Ontology annotation, molecular function: nucleosome binding; protein binding. Gene Ontology annotation, cellular component: HIR complex; nucleus. The record is from RefSeq and is a predicted model, not a curated record.